AUGAGACCCUCAAGCCUGAUAUCGUGUCUUCGAGGAGCACUAUGUGCUUGCGGUAAAGUUCAAAUGAUAAUGACACAGCGUGGAAAAACCCGUUUAAUGGUGAAAAACUACACGUUCUACAAAGCAGCGGUAACGAAACGAGGCAUUCGCUACAGUUGUACGAAUAAUAGGCAUUGUCGGGCUAAUGUGAUACUAAAUUUGGAGGAAACUGAGAUUUUAGACUUUAUUGGAACUCAUACACAUAAGGCACCCAACUAUGUGGUCGAUGGCCUAGCCCACAUAAUCACGGUCAGGAACGGAAAGAAAUUCAUCAUGCUAAAUGGCUACACGUUCUGUCGUCAGACUCAAUUGAAAUCCGGAACCCGGUACACGUGUACACAAACUUCGAUAUGUAGGUCAUACUUAGUUGUGUCAGAUGCUGGCAUGAUCAUAAAGGCUGUUGAGAGACAUGACCAUAAGAAACCAACGUAUCAUAUGUCGUCUGAUGGGGUUUUCUUUAAAAUAUAG
Messenger RNA from Pieris macdunnoughi, 507 nucleotides. NCBI's taxonomy places the organism in Eukaryota, Metazoa, Arthropoda, Insecta, Lepidoptera, Pieridae. The record is from the annotation of a GenBank genome assembly.